Chroicocephalus ridibundus (black-headed gull) is the source of this 6629-nucleotide messenger RNA. RefSeq names its product solute carrier family 9 member A3 (gene SLC9A3). Gene Ontology annotation, cellular component: brush border membrane; plasma membrane; apical plasma membrane. The record is from RefSeq and is a predicted model, not a curated record. Gene Ontology annotation, molecular function: sodium:proton antiporter activity; potassium:proton antiporter activity. The transcript has 16 exons. Bases 363 to 3161 code for a protein of 932 amino acids. NCBI's taxonomy places the organism in Eukaryota, Metazoa, Chordata, Aves, Charadriiformes, Laridae. Gene Ontology annotation, biological process: sodium ion import across plasma membrane; regulation of intracellular pH; potassium ion transmembrane transport.
CUGUCUCCGCACUGCAGCCUCCGCGGGAGCGGCAGGAAAAGCUCCGCCUCCGGCCGUUCGGGAGCAGUCUGAUAAAGGCAGGUGCGGGCAAGCAGCAGGACCCCAGCUCGAAGCAUCUGCCUGUGCACAGAGCCCCUGACCCCUCCUUGGCCACCCCGUGCCGAAGCGGCACCUGAGCCAGCCGGUGCGGCCGUGGCGAGGGCGGUGGGAUAGGACCCUCUCCGCUGAACGCGCCGGUGUCCCCGCGGUCCGCAGUCUUCGGUCGCGCCCCCGCGAAGGGCCAAGGACCUCGCCCCCAAGGACCUCCGAAGAGGCGGGAUUUCUCCGGGAAGGGGAAGCAGGAUUUUGCUUGUGGCUUGGAGAUGAGGCAGGUAUCUGGAGUGGGGUUCCUCCUGGGGCUGAUGUCUCUCCCAGAGGCGCUGGGAGAGAGAAGUUCGGAAAGCCCUAAAAAUAGCAGCCAGUCUGAAAGCUUUGCCAUCGUCUCUUUCAAAUGGCAUCACGUCAAGGACCCUUACAUCAUUACGCUCUGGAUACUUGUGGCCAGCUUGGCCAAAAUCGUUUUCCACUUGUCCCACAAAGUCACUCGUGUUGUUCCAGAGAGUGCUCUGCUGAUUGUUCUUGGUCUCCUCCUUGGUGGCAUUGUAUGGGCAGCAGACCACAUUGCCUCCUUCAAGCUUACACCAGAUUUAUUUUUCUUCUAUCUGCUGCCCCCCAUUGUUUUGGAUGCUGGAUAUUUUAUGCCAAACAGAUUGUUCUUUGGAAAUCUUGGUUCCAUCCUUUUGUAUGCUGUCAUUGGGACAGUCUGGAAUGCUGCCACAACUGGUUUAUCUCUCUAUGGUGUCUAUCAGACAGGAAUAAUGGGCAAACUGAAUACUGGACUGCUGGACUUCCUCCUGUUUGGCAGCUUAAUUGCUGCUGUGGAUCCUGUAGCUGUUCUGGCAGUGUUUGAAGAAGUCCAUGUCAAUGAAGUUCUAUUCAUCAUUGUUUUUGGAGAAUCACUUCUGAAUGAUGCUGUAACUGUGGUGCUGUACAAUGUGUUUGACUCUUUUGUUACAAUAGGUCCAGCGAAUGUGACGGGGAUUGAAUGUGUCAAAGGCAUAGUGUCAUUCUUUGUGGUGAGCGUGGGGGGAACACUGGUUGGCAUUUUCUUUGCAUUCCUGCUCUCAUUGGUCAGUCGUUUCACCAAGCACGUGAGAAUCAUUGAACCGGGAUUUGUGUUUAUCAUUUCCUACCUGUCCUACCUCACAGCAGAGAUGCUUUCUCUUUCCGCUAUCCUUGCGAUAACUUUCUGUGGCAUCUGCUGUCAGAAAUAUGUGAAGGCUAACAUCUCUGAACAAUCUUCUACAACUGUAAGAUAUACCAUGAAAAUGAUGGCCAGUGGAGCAGAAACUAUUAUCUUCAUGUUCCUGGGAAUUUCAGCUGUAGAUCCAGCUAUCUGGACUUGGAAUACAGCUUUUAUUCUGUUGACACUGGUCUUCAUCUCAGUAUAUAGAGUUAUUGGUGUGGUCUUACAGACAUGGAUUCUUAACCACUACAGAAUGGUCCAGUUGGAGAUAAUAGACCAGGUGGUGAUGUCAUAUGGUGGACUACGUGGAGCAGUUGCUUUUGCUCUGGUCGUACUUCUGGAUGACAAGAAGGUGCAAGAGAAAAACCUGUUUGUCAGCACAACUAUCAUUGUUGUGUUUUUUACUGUUAUUUUCCAGGGACUGACUAUCAAGCCUCUGGUACAGUGGCUGAAAGUGAAGAAAACUGAACACAGAGAGCCAAAACUGAAUGAGAAACUUCAUGGCAGGGCCUUUGAUCACAUUCUUUCUGCUAUAGAAGACAUUUCUGGACAAAUAGGACAUAAUUAUCUGAGAGACAAGUGGUCCAAUUUUGAUAGGAAAUUCCUCAGUAAAAUACUGAUGAGAAGGUCUGCUCAAAAAUCAAGAGACCAGAUCCUUAACGUUUUCCAUGAACUCAACCUGAAGGAUGCAAUUAGCUAUGUGGCUGAGGGAGAACGUAGAGGUUCCUUGGCAUUUAUACGUUCUCCAAGUACAGACAACAUGGUAAAUGUGGAUUUCAGCACCCCACGCCCAAGUACUGUGGAAGGCUCUGUCUCUUAUUUACUGAGAGAAAAAGCUGGACCAGUUUGCCUUGACAUGCAAGCUUUAGAGCAGAGGAGGAAAAGUAUCCGGGACACAGAAGACACAGUUGCUCAUCACACCCUACAACAGUACCUGUAUAAACCCAGGCAAGAGCACAAACACCUGUACAGUCGACAUGAGAUCAUGCACAGUGAAGAUGAGAAACAAGACAAGGAGAUUUUCCAUAGGACAAUGAGGAAGCGCUUAGAAUCUUUCAAGAGUACCAAACUAGGAAUAAACCAUUCCAAGAAGCUCAAUAAAAUCCACAAGAGAGACCGGGGCCAAAAAAGGCGAAACAGCAAUGUCAUACCAAAUGGAAAAAUACCUUCAGAAAAUCCAGUACAAGAUUUUACUUUGAAGGAAAAAGAUUUGGAGUUUUCGGAAUCAGAAGAAAAUAAUGAUUAUGAAACUUUUCAUCUAGGCAAAGGAGUUGAUUUCCUGGCUAAUGUGACAAAGCAAAAUUUCACAGAUACUCCUACUGGUGAUAUGGACCAUGAUGUUGAAAUCACAGAAUACUCCUCUUCAGAUGACCAACUAAACCAAAACCAAAGCGUUUCAGUGACUCCCCUCCACUUCUUUCCAUCUUGCCUUCAAAUGCCUUGGACACAAAACUAUUCUUCAUUGGAAAACAGAGGGAAUAUAUCUCUUUCUUCUGUCUCUGAGUAUAUAGCUUCUUGUGACCCAAAUGUAGCUGACCUCUUCUGGGAAGCAGGUACAGAUAUGAAUAACAAAGAGACAGUAAACUCAGGUUAUUGUUCUGAAGUUAGCUACAAGUCAGAGAAUUCACAAGAAGAGAAUUCUCUACUUAUGUUUGAAGGGCUGGAAGACUCUUAUAUGAAGGAGCCCCAAGAGAAGAAAAUGUUGCUUGAUGCACAAGGAAAUUACAGAUCUGCUGCAGCCAGACGUGUACAAAGCCGACGUUCUUUUCACAGGCCAAAACCUCUGCAACACCCUAAGCUUCAGAAGCUAGCAUCUCUUCCAGCAUCUUGCCACAUCCCUCCACAUUCCUUAGAACAAGAGGAAACACAGUUGUGAGCCAGGACUUACUUGAAAAGAGAAGAUGAGCGAGAAUAACUUGAACAAAGGGCUUCUGUAAAAAUGGAGAGCAACCUCUUGGUUCACAGGAUCUGCUCUAGCAUGGUUUCAGAUGGAAAGGGAGUGGGGCCCCAUAAUGUCAGAAACAUGGAGCUUUUCUGCUGCACUUAGAUUUUUGAGUUCUCAUUCAUAAUGAAAGGGUGAAUAGUAAAGGAGAAAUAUGCCUCCUUGUUAUUUUUUCAUGCAGACUGUUACAAAAAGUCAACAUUAUUUUUGGAAGGCUAAACCAAGAACCUUUUCAAAUGGUAAAUCCUUGUUGUGUUUUUUACAUGGAAAUGGUUUAUUAUGCCAUUAUGCCACAAAUACAUUUAAAGAAAUAGGCUGCAUUAUGCUUAUGAUGUAUGAAAUGAAUGUAGGAGAAGCCAAUGGUUAGCCUCUUGACUGCUAAGUCUACCCUGUCGGUAUGGAUCAGUGCCUUUUAUAAGUGCAAGCUAAAGAAAAAUAUUUUCCUGCUCUUGAAUAUUUGUGUCACUGAGUAAUUGUGUGACAUUGACUCUGGUGGAAAACUUUCCAGUAAGAGGAAAGUCCUAGCACCUUGAAAUAUAAUUAAGUAUGCCAGGAAGGCCAUUUCCUUCCUUCACCUUCAUUUCCUCUACUCACUACCACUGGAAUGAAAGGACAUCCAGAAUUAGCUCAGAAUUUUAGUUUGUGUGUCACAAGCAACUCCUUUCACAUUCUUAAUUAAGCUGCUCUACUUUAAAUAGCCUCACUCAGACAGAAGUGUAAAGAUUUGUCAUUUUUGCUGCUGCUUUGGAAGACACCUUCCAAAUACUCUGUUAGAUUAUCUUGUUAAUUUAUGUAUCACUUUCAAUAGCUGAUCAGGAUAAUGGUCUCUUAGAUGCUAACCUGUGUUUUGCCACAUGGUUCAAGUGCCACAAUGACUCAGGAUGUUGAUGGUUCUAAGUAUUGAGGUAGUUUGGCUAAUGUGUAUGUAUAUACCUGUUUGUGUUAGGAACUUCCUUUAUCUUUUUUGUCCCCAGUUUUCUGUUGAAUGGCAGUAGUUAAGAUUGCACUAGAUGCCUAUUGCAUAUGAAUCAGAUCUACAUCACCUUGAAGACAUCUGGAGACGUCAGGGAAAGCCAGCUCAGAUGAAGACUAAAAAGUGAAAACUCUGAGACCUCUUGUGGGUGUAUAAUGCUACAUGCUGGCAUAUAGUCCUCUGGCCUAUCUGUAUUUUGCCUUGGAUGAUUCCAGUCCUGAAAUUUUGGCUUGAAAUCUUCAGUGGUCUAAGUUGCAAAGGUUCUGUGACAUCAAUGAGUGCUUAGCCACUUCUGUGAUCCUAAUUUGUGCAUUUCUUUUUGAUAUCAGUGUAAACCAUUUGUAAAUGAGCUAAAUCACCUGCAAGGAGGUAUCUGAAUUGCUUAAGACUGGAUCCAAUGGAGACUUUUUGAAAUUUGAGAUUUACACGGGCAGCCAAAAAGAUUGGAGCAAUGUGUGAAAAUUUGUGCCCACGCCUUUUUCCUAUCUUUGUCCUCUUUGCUAAAACUGCCUGUUAGGCUGGUGCAAAUUGUAGAGAUACGUUAGCAAGUGUCAUAUAAAAACCCAGAUAGAUGCAUAACAUACGCCUUUAGAGACUACAUUCAGAGUACUGGUUCUUUUGAUAUCAACCCACAAGCAGCUGCCUGUUUGCAGUCAUCCUGGGGACUGAUUCAAAUCAGUGUCCCUAAUUGGAAAGCUUCAUCACUCAGAGCUAGUCUUGUUAACGAGGGUCCUAAGGCUGUCACAAGUAGGGAUGCUAAUUUUAGAAUUCAGUAAUGUAAAUACAAUUUUUUGUGAACUGAGUACGUAUGAACACACUAUUUUGAUGAAGUAGAGCACACUAACGCUGUUCCAGAUAUUAUAAUUGCAACAAGUAUUUUAGUCACUGGCAUAGAUACACUACGAAGCCGUGACUAAUCCCAAAUAUUAGCACAGGUAAAGUGCAAUGUACCAAAAUCUAACAUCCAGUCUCAUAGCAUAAUGCUAAAGUACCAACACCAAAGUUGGCAGGAUGCUUGUCAGGUGCUGGCUUUGAGAUAAAACUUUCAUUUCUCAUUGCUGUUGUACAGAGGUCAUUGCUGUGUUGCAAUCAGAAGAACCACCACACUGUGGACUCUUUUCUGCGUGCUUGUUAGAGCAUUCUUAAUCUAUUUGUGUACAGGCUACCUCAAGAAAACAUUUGUAAAUCAUCAUCAGCAGAUAGGCAUUUUCAUCAGAUGAGCAAGUGUUGCACACACAAGAGUAUGCAAUUUUGAAAACCACAGGAUAUAAAAUUUUGAUGUUCUAGUAUGCUUUUAUGCUAAACAAGAGAGGACCAAUAGAGACCAUAGUGUUUACAAAUACAGCAGUCACUGUGAAAAGUCAGCACCAUCCUGCAUGCUUUUCAGAGGGCUGUGGGCUGUAGGAGAUUUUUGCAAACCAGAGAAGAACAUUAUGCCAUUUUUAACAACAGAAGAAAUGGAAAGACACUACAUACAAAGGGCUUAACUCUCCAUUUACUUUCAAAGGCUUUAUGCAUAGUUUAUUUGUUGUGUCGCCACAGCUGAACAGAUGAAGGACAAACUGGACAAUACAAAAAGCGGGUUAUAAGAAUUCAUCAUCUGUCCCACUUCCCCCCCGCCCCCCCCCCCCAUACUCUUUCUACGUACUUUCACAUUUCAGUACGUGUCCUCUGAGUGCAAGUGUUCGGUUGCUUCUUCGGCACACUUUAAUCAGUCAAGCACCACUAACUUCCAUCACAGCAAUAUAGAUUUAGAGCUGCUGAGGAGCUGGCUGUAUGUAUCGGCUUCUUUUUUUACCACGUGGAUUAAACUGAAAUGAUCCGUUAGUAAAUCAGUUCACCUCUGGUGAGGUCAGUUCAGUUCUUCUUCCCUGGCUGAAAACUCAGUUUCUAAAUUUUUUAUGUGACAUGCUGUGUCAAACAAAGGCAAGUUGGGAGUUCCACAGUCCCUAUUUAUUGAACAAGUAACUAUGGCCUACCUUGUUGUAAAAAUAUGAAAUGCAGAAAUAUUCAAUGUCUUUUCUACAGAUGUUGCUCCAUGGAGAAGGUUCUUUUUAAUAAUGUUUAUUACGCUGCACUAUGACCUAGUAAUGUUAAAAAAAAAAGUGUUGCCUGUAUUCAGAUGAAUUUUGUCUCUCUGAGCUGUGAAGCUAGUUAUUGAAAUAUAUGAAAUUAUGUUUUACAAAUAUAUGGUCUAGAUGGAAGUUUAUGUAACAAAAGUUGCAAAACAAUCACGUGCCUUAAAUUCUCACUCUUUGGAGUGCUGCUGUUCGGAAAUUUUUGUGUGUACUUUCCAAAAGGUGUCAAUUUACUGCAUGUAUUUUUAAACAAGUCAAGUUGUUCUGCUAAUGGGUCUUUAUAGAAACAUUUUAAUAGUAUACCAUAAUGAGAAGUUUCGCAAUAAAUUGUAUCACUUUGGUGGAAUCACA